AAAAUUAGUAUCAUUAUAAUUAUAGUUAUAUAAAAUUAAAGUGAGAUGAACUUUAAUGACUUAAAAAAGGUUUGGGCUCCAGAUGGAAGAGAUGGAUUUAAGUUGGGCAAAGUGAUUGAUAUAGGGAGUGACUCGAUCUCUAUUGAAAUAACAGGAAGUAAUGGAAAAGUAGUGAAAGCUCCGUAUAAAAGAGUGUUUGCAGCUGAGGAUGACAAUGAAAAAGAUUAUAAUGAUAAUUGUGCGUUGAUGUAUCUUAAUGAAGCCACCUUGCUUCACAAUUUAAGGUUACGAUACAAAAAGGACAAAAUUUAUACUUAUGUUGCAAACAUCUUGAUUGCUGUCAAUCCAUACCAUGAUCUGUCUAACUUUUACUCCAAAGAUGUCAUUACGAAGUAUAAGGGAAAAUCCCUUGGUGUUCUUCCACCACAUGUAUAUGCAAUAGCUGAUAAAGCACACCGUGAUAUGAAAGUAAUGAAGCAAAGCCAGUCAAUCAUAGUUAGUGGUGAAAGUGGAGCUGGAAAAACUGAGUCUACAAAAUAUAUCCUUAGAUAUCUGACUGAAACUUGUGGUCAUAGUGGAACAGGAAAUAUCGAAAAAAGAAUUGUUGAAGCAAACCCAUUGCUAGAAGCAUUUGGUAAUGCAAAAACACUUCGAAACUUGAAUUCCAGUCGAUUUGGCAAAUAUGUUGAGGUCCAUUUUUCAGACAAGGCACAGUUAGUUGGUGCUUUUAUUUCACAUUAUCUCUUGGAAAAAUCAAGAGUUUGUCGUCAGAGUCCAGGAGAAAGGAACUAUCAUAUAUUUUACAGAAUGUGUGCAGGAGCGCCAAGUGACAUGAAGUCUGCUUUGCACCUAUCUGAUGCAAGCAAAUUCAAUUACUUAAAUAAAGGAUCCAUGAAAGAACCAGGUAUUAAUGAUGUAGCUGAUUUUCAACAACUUGAUAAUGCCAUGAAUGCAGUAGGGCUUACAAUGAGUCAAAAAGCAGACAUCUAUCGAGUUGCUGCAGCUGUUUUACAUCUUGGUAAUAUCGAAUUUCAAGAAAGCACCAAGGACAAAAAAGGAGGUAGUGAGCUAACACCUGCGUCAGAAAGAGUUGCUGCUGAUGUUGCAAAAUUGCUUGGUGUGCAACCCAAUGAGAUUUCUAUGGCCCUAACAACUCGAGUAAUGAUGACCAGUAAAGGAGGUGGAAUGGGAACCCUGUAUAAGAUUCCUCUUAAACCGGAACAAGCUGCUGCUGGACGAGAUGCUUUAGCCAAGUCAAUAUAUUCUAAGCUGUUUGAUCAUAUUGUGACCUGUGUCAAUCAAUGUUUUCCUUUCAAGUCAUCACAAAAUUACAUCGGUGUGCUUGACAUUGCUGGGUUUGAGUUCUUUGAAGUGAAUAGUUUUGAGCAGUUUUGUAUCAACUACUGCAAUGAGAAACUGCAACAAUUUUUCAAUCAAAGGAUUUUAAAAGAGGAACAAGCGUUGUAUGACAAAGAAGGACUAGGCGUAAAAAAUGUAACUUACGUUGAUAAUCAAGAUUGCAUUGACCUUUUUGAAACUAAACAUUCUGGUAUUAUGGAUUUGCUCGAUGAAGAAAUGAAGUUUCCUGCACCUAGUGAAACUCAUUUCACAACAGAAGUUCAUUCUAAGAACAGUAAACAUUUCCGAUUAGCUAUACCUCGCAAAUCUCCAUUAAGCAUUCAUAGAGCUGUGAGAGAUGAUCAAGGAUUUUUGAUCAGACAUUUCGCUGGAGCAGUAUGUUAUCAAACGGCUGGCUUUCUGGAUAAAAACAACGAUGCCCUUCAUGAUAGCUUAGAGCAAAUGAUGCUUGAAUCUUCUGAUCCAUUUGUAAAAUCACUUUCACCUCCUUCAAAGGCUUCCAAUAUGAAGAGUAAAAAACUAGCGUUUGAAAGUGUUGGAAAGAAAUUUAGGGAUCAGCUGAAUCUUCUUAUGAGCAAGUUAAAGAAUACAGGUUCCAACUUCAUUCGGUGCAUAAAACCGAACGAUGAAAUGAAGAGGGGAGAUUUUGAAGGUGGACAGAUUUUAAGUCAAUUGCAAUGUGCUGGGAUGGUAUCAGUUCUUGAACUCAUGCAGGAAGGUUUUCCAUCUAGAACUGCAUUUAGUGAUCUUUACAACAAGUAUAAAUCUUUUCUUCCACCCAAAUUGGCAAGACUAGACGCAAGAACGUUUUGUCAAGCAUUGUUUCGUGCAGUUGGAAUGGAUGAUGAUGAUUUCAAAUUCGGAAUGACAAAAGUAUUUUUCCGACCUGGAAAGUUUGCAGAGUUCGAUCAAAUCAUGCGCUCAGACCCUGAAGCACUUAACGCGCUGGUUUCAAAAGUGUUAAAAUGGAUUAUUCGAAAUCGUUGGAAAAGGGCGAUUUGGUGCGCUGUGUCUGUUCAAAAAUUGGCAAAUAAGAUCAAAUUUCGUCGUGAAAUGUUAAUUCGUAUACAGAAAACUGUCAAGAUGUUCAUUGCUAUCCGAAAACAUCAACCUAGGUAUAAGUGUUUGGUGAAAAUGAGGAUGCUGGAAGUACAAAUAGAACAAAUGAUGCAACUGGUCUCUUCAUUAAAGAAAGACAAAGACAAAUUCAUCCAGGAAGUCAAAUUGUUGAAACAAGCUGUUGAUAAAUCCAUCAAACAAAUUAAGUGCACGGUGAUGAAGCAGAAAGAUUUGGAUGUAACAUACCAUCAACUUGUCAAGCAAACAGCAGACUUACUGAAACAUUUGCAAAGUCAAAAGGCUGCGCAGCAAGAGCAAGAACGAAUGCGAAAAAUUCAAGAGGAGAUGGAAGCUGAAAAAAGAAAGCGUGAAGAAGAACAACGAAAAAAAGAAGAAGAAGAGCAACGUCGGAAAGAGCGAGUGGCUGAGGACGCCCGACUAAAGGCAGCCGCGGAGGAGGCGGAGAAGAAAAAGAAGAUCGAGGAAGAAAAAUCGAAGGCUCUUAUGGCUAAAUUGCAGCAAGAACAAGCUGACAAAGAAUUACAGAUGUCGCAACAGGAAGCCCAAGAACAACGUGAUUACGAGUUAGCACUCCGCUUAGCUGCUGACCCAGCCACAAUGGAAUCAGCUGAUCAAGUUCAAUUAAAAAGAAACAUACAAACGGAUAAUAAAAAUGACUACUUGAGAAAAUGGACAUACGCUGAACUGAGAGAUACCAUUAAUACUUCAUGCGAUCUGGAGUUACUGGAGGCUUGUCGAAUUGAAUUUCAUCGCAGGCUAAAAGUAUAUCAUGCUUGGAGAAAACGAAACAUGAAAAAAAAUACGCAUGCGCCAACACCACAACGGGCACCUGCUGACAUUAUCAGAAACAGUGAAAAUGAUGUGUCUGGUAUGAAUAAGAAUGCAACGAAAUCUUCUAAAGCUCAAAGAUUCUUUCGUGUCCCAUUUUCUAAACCAACGGAUCAUUUUCGUGAUCCUGAGUACAAGAAAACAGGAUGGUGGUAUGCACACUUUGAUGGAGAGUAUGUUGCACGUCAACUGGAAAUCCAUCACAAUGGUAUUCUCCUCCUGAUUGCUGGAAAAGAUGAUAUGGAUAUCUGUGAGUUGAGUCUAACGGAAACGAAGUUAGAAGCCAGACCGGGUGCUGAAGUUACGGCAGACGAGUUUAAUGACGUAUGGAAAAGUUACGGUGGUAAACUUGACCAGUCGUUUAAAGCAAAAAAAAGAUGAGGAAGUAGGAAUUAACAUAACACAUUUUAAAAAAAAAUUCAAACAAUCUUAUUUGAAAAUUUUUACUCUACGUAUGUAGAAUUUGCACUAAAAAAUACCCAAUUUUG
Hydractinia symbiolongicarpus is the source of this 3755-nucleotide messenger RNA. RefSeq names its product unconventional myosin-VI-like. The coding region runs from base 46 to 3648 and encodes 1200 amino acids. Gene Ontology annotation, molecular function: microfilament motor activity; actin filament binding; ATP binding. The record is from RefSeq and is a predicted model, not a curated record. The transcript has 33 exons. NCBI's taxonomy places the organism in Eukaryota, Metazoa, Cnidaria, Hydrozoa, Anthoathecata, Hydractiniidae. Gene Ontology annotation, cellular component: endocytic vesicle; actin cytoskeleton; cytoplasm. Gene Ontology annotation, biological process: vesicle transport along actin filament; endocytosis; actin filament organization.